GCGCGCGAGGCUGAGGCGCAGGUUCCGGACGCUGGGGAGCAGCAGGCACGGGCGUGAGGGGAGGCCGAGGGCAGGCCGCGCGCCGUGGGGCGCUGGUGUGACAGUGUUUAGAAGCAGCUCUGGUUUUCCUCUGCCUGAUUGCUGAGACACAUAGUGGGAAAAUAUGAGUAAUUCUAAGCAGCAGCUACUGUUCUUCGUCACACUUCCAGAUUUACAAAAGCUCUGUGCUGUCAGAUUCAUACUGAGUAAUGGUGUAACAGAUACUGAGAUGAGGAGUACACAGAUGAAGAUGUGCAGGCAGUUGCUGUUUUUGCAUCAGGAGAUUCUUACAUCACCUGUGCCAGGACUGUUAAAUCAAAUUUGGGUGGUGAUGGCGAUACCAUUUUAUAAAGCUGGAAAACUUAAUGCUUAUACUGAAAAAUAUGGAGCUAAGGUAGAGGCUCCACAAAGAGUAAUUCCUGUAAUUCUUCAAAACUGCCUUUCAUAUUCAUUGACUGCCAGACUUGCUCCAGCCUGGAACAGAGCUGGACAUCUCUUGGUACAAGGUAGAGAUUUUCUUUCUCAGAUAGGAAAGCAAAGUGCUGUUGUGUUAGACAUCAAUGUAACAGAAACUCAAGUUUGUCUAAGUAUAGAAGCUUAUACAGUUAGACUGCCACCACCUGAGCUAGAAGAGUUUAAUAUUUCUCAGAGUAUUAUAAAAGACUUUCUUACUAACAAGAAUGCUGUCAUUGCAAGUCAUUCCAUCUUAAGCAGCUGGUGCUACAUUUUGCCAAGUAUGAAAAUGGGACAAAUAACAAAUAUUCUUCAUACCAUCCCCACUGACUGUCCUUUGCACUCAUAUGAAGAUUUACGGAUGCACUGGGAUGACCUGUAUGGCUACAGACUUCCAGAAGAUUGUGGAAAUGUUAAGACAUACUGCAGCAUCUACUUCAAGAUGAUUGGAGAAAAGACUUUUACAUACCCUCUCAGUUGCAUCAGAAGCCAGCCCAUACAGUUCUUUCCAAGGGUAGACCUGGAAACUGUGUUGAAAAGUUUUCUUUCAGAUUUGAAAUCUAAACUGCCUCAUAUAUGUGGAUUUCCCAUAAAGAUGACAAAUAAACCAUGCUACUACACACAGGAACUAAUUAAACCUCAUUUCCAGGAAAACAAAGUCAAGCCACCCAAUUUGACCACUAAACAUCUGUUCAGGACUUGUAUGACUCAAGCCACUUCCAGAACACCUGCCCUGGCUCCAACUCUUCCACCAUGUUCAGUAGCAGUGGGCCACAAGGGGGCACUUUUGAGCAGCCAGCCAAAGCCAGGCAUUUUCUCAGCUUCACAUUCUCAGCCAGAGGCUGUUUCUGGGAGAAGGAUACCUGGGUCUAACCAGGUACCACAAGAACAUUUGGAAAUGUCAAAGCCCAGCAGAGAAAAUGCUCAAGCUAAUCACACCAAUCUCAGUUCCCAAAGUAAAAUCACCCCUAAAUUUGUGCCAAUUUUCAAAACCAAAUUGUUACAGACAAACAAAAACGAGUCAGCAUUUGGCAAACUGAAAACAAAACACACUGUUACAGAAUAUAAAUCAUUUUCAAUUAAAACUACCAUGAUCCAGGACAAUAAGCUGAAUUUAGGUCCAGCUAUUAAAAAAGGGUCUAAUAGUAACAUUCAGAUGCAUGCAAGAAAUGUAAAUCAGAAGAGUUCCACACCUCGGCGAGAGAAAGACACCAAGUCCCUAAAGAUGACCAAGUAUUCUUUUUCUAAUGCAACAUCAAGUGUUCAUUUAAAUCAAAGUAAGCAGCCACCUAGUAAUGCAGUAUUUCAAAUAUCAAAUAAUUUAGGUGUGAUAAAAAGUGCUACUAACUUCCCAUUGAACGGAAAAGAAAAUUUAACAAGCAAACACACAGCACAAAUCUUAGGGAAGGGCCAUGAGUCAUUAAAGAUAAAAAGACAACCACAUAUUUUUGAAUCAGACACAGAAACAGAUGAUUCACAGAUACUACAUCAACAGUCAGCAAAUCAAACUGAGGAUUUUGAUAGCAGACCAGUCCACAGACCUAAAAGGAAAUUACGUUUGCAAUCUUCAAAACCACCCAAGAAGCAUCACUCUAAUACUACCCAUUAUGGGCAGUCCAGUUCUCCUAGGAACCAGAUACAUGAGUUGGAUAAAUCAAAACCUAAGAAAUCUCGCAUCAUUCCUAAAGCUUAGAUCAUGGACAUAAAGAAAGAAAUUUUCUACCAGGGGAUGGCGUUGUAGCAUAACGGGUUAAGUUGCCGCCUGCAGUGCCGUUAUGCUGUGUGGGCGCCAGUUUGAGUCCUGGCUUCUCUACUUCUGAUCCACCUCCCCACUAAUGUACCUGGGAACGCAGCGGAAGAUGGCCCAAGUUCUUGGGCCCCUGCACCCAUGUGGGAGACUCAGAUGAAGCUCCUGGCUCCUGACUUCUGCAGCCAUUUGGGGAGUGAACCAAUGAAUGGAGGAUCCCUCUCCCCCACGUAGCUCUGCCUUUUGAAUAAAUAAAAUAAAUCUUUAAAAAAAUUCCAUGUUCAGAAGAGGUUCUGUCCAGAUUUCUCUGCUUAGAUUUACUAGAGAAAUCAGUGAAGAUGUUGGUUCAUUUUAAAAUUGCAAUUUUGAAAGCCAAGAUAAUUCUAAUUAAGGAAAGCUAAGUUUUACUUCGUUGUCUAAGAUCUGAUGAUUUAUAUGCAGAACAGAUCCCUUUCCCCCCUCAAAAAAUUCUUCACAUUCCAGAUGUACAUUAUUUUUAGAAGCAUUAUGGUUUUAACCAUAAAUAAGUGAUUUUGUUUUCAUACAUCCAGACACUCUUAUUAAGAAAUCAGUCAUUGCAUUAAAAGGCCGUUGGCAAAGGGCCAAAACAAUGCUAAGAAUCAUAUUUAUAGAAUGUAAAAAAUGCUUCUCAUGUACUGCUCAUAUAUUAAGUUUCUCAGUAUUUGUGGCUUACCAGUAAAUUUUUAUUUGUAUUUUCAUGUUAGAAUCAACUGUGUACUUUAUUGCUUAAUAUAUAAAAAAGAUGAAAAAAUUUGGGCUUGUCAGUGUUUAGCUUUCAUUUGACCAACUAGCUUCCUAACCAGUUUUUACUGUCUAUUUUCAAAUUACAUAUGAUUUGGUGUUAUUCUAUCACUGCCAAUAUAUUAUUAAUUGACACUUAAGAAUGGUCAGUAUUUAUAAAUAUUCAA
This is a messenger RNA of Oryctolagus cuniculus (rabbit), 3168 nucleotides long. RefSeq names its product chromosome 10 C18orf63 homolog (gene C10H18orf63). The record is from RefSeq and is a predicted model, not a curated record. Lineage: Eukaryota; Metazoa; Chordata; Mammalia; Lagomorpha; Leporidae.